Brassicogethes aeneus is the source of this 2738-nucleotide messenger RNA. NCBI's taxonomy places the organism in Eukaryota, Metazoa, Arthropoda, Insecta, Coleoptera, Nitidulidae. The record is from the annotation of a GenBank genome assembly.
GUAAGUACCUACACGUAAAUCGUUUUAACCGAACAGUAGUAAUGCAUUACAUCAUGAUGCAUGGGUUUAGAGUGAGUGUCGGACAGACGGUGAACGGCGUCGCACACGCAUCGAUAAGCCGAAUGUAAAAUGGCGGGCGUCCACGUCUCGACGCCCGUCGGCGUCGUGUGCUAGUGGCGCACGUUAUUGAACAGCUGUUCGCUCGAAAAUGGUGUACAUUCCUGUGACGUUCUUGUUGCAAUGCAUUUGUGUGUGAUGUGUACAAGUUAUGUAGUUAUUUAUAAAAAUGAGGAGGCAAACCCAAAGCCAAACGCAGUUGCAUAUUGACCAGAGCGAUGAGGAGUGCACCACCUCAUCCCCGUCUCAAAUUUUGGAACGAGUCCAGUCCGACAGGGUGACAGUAACAAAGCCGGAAGAAGACCGCAGGCGGCGCACGAUAAUAGUAGAAAAGAAAAACAGUUCGUAUGGCUUCACGUUGCAAAGCUAUGGAAUCCAUUACAAAAAGGAGCAGGAAAUAGAAAUGAUCACGUACGUGGACUACGUUGAUUACGAUGGGCCUGCAUACAGAUCUGGAAUGCGGGAAGGAGACGUCAUUCUUUCGAUUAAUGGAACCGACAUGGAGAAAGCUGAUCACAAAACUCUAGUUAAUUUUAUAAAAAAUUGCGAUACCAGGAUGAGGAUGGUGGUGCUGUUCGAAGACUGUGUCAGAAAGGUGGAACUUCACAUGAGAUACAUUCAAUUGCAAAGAAUUCUUCAAAGCAAAAUGGCAGAGCUUGAGAAGCUUUGCAUACGAGAACGUCAACUGUUGGAAGGGAAAUGGAAAACGCACAGUUUACCAGCGCGUAAAAAAGCUUCCCAAGCAACCAACGGAGAUCCUCCAACCCCAACGCAAGUUUCCUAUUCAUAUUGCCGCCCAACGGUCUCCACUGAAGACGUAGCAAAAGUGCAGCACAAACAACAAAAUCCACCUUUAGUUUUUGCCUACAAAUACUUAGAUUCAAGCUAUCGAUAUUUGUUACACCAAUCGAAUAGUAGCAGUGGUGAAUAUUUGCUUACUUAUGAACAGCCCCAAUACAAAACCGAACCACACAACUUUGUCAUCAAAACUCCAAACGAGUCCAUUCAAAGUCGCGGUAAUCAAAUGAACGCUAGAGAAAAACAGAUGAAACCGCACGGGCCCUGCCACGCAUACGGCGGACAUUUAUGCAACCCAUGCAUUCAAACAAACACCAACAACGGUGACAACACUAGUCUGGACGCUUAUGAUUUAGCAAGUGCUUGCUGUGAUCCACGCUGUGUCCCCUCUAGAAGACGGAGUUCCCGUCAGAAGGAAAACAGGAAAAGAGAUUCCAAGACUGAGGAAACGCAAACUGAUCCACAACCAGUUAGAUCUCGUCCACAUUCCCAACAUUCACAUACACAAAUGCAGAACGUUCAAACUUACUCGGAACCCAGGCGUUACUUUCAAAUCGGAGCGGGCCUUGUUAGUCAAUGUAGCUUACACUCGUGCACAUCUAGUGAACUUAGUGCCGCAGUUCCAACCACUAUUGGCGAAAGUUCAGCAACUAGCUAUACUACUUCAUUGAGCACUGAUACCCUCUAUUGGGACGGCUCUUGUGAUACUAGUAACUCUAGGCAAUUAAGUCUUAAGUCAAACAAGCAUAAUCAUCAACAAAGAUAUUCACAACAACCCCAAGAACACGAACCAAUUUACGUGCAAUAUAGUCAAAUAAAGCCCAAAUCCUGGGAUAAUCUUGCAACUAAAUCAAUUGGGGGCUAUGGAUUUGGGUAUGGAUACCUGGAUACAUCAUCAAAAUGCUCAGCUAAAUCAAAUAGCCGAAGUCAUUCGAAAAAUCAAAAUAAUACUCAAUACGUUCGCAUUGAAAAGCAUCAAAUUAACAGUGUAUCCGCCAAUCAACCACAAUACACUCCACAUGCACACAGAAAAUACUUCCAACCAACUAAGUCAACAGAAAGUCUAUUAUCUGUGCCUAAGUAUUCCAAUGAAGCUUUAUCCGAUUCUAGUCUAUCCUGUGAAUGCCUGGAGGCAGCCUCUCCGGGUGGAGGGACGGCCGAAGGACGAUUCUUCCAAAGUCCUAGGCAAAGCUUGGUCAGUCCAACCGAUCCUAACUUCGGAUACUACAGUGCCAGGCAAUCUUCAAGAAGAGAAUAUCCAAAAAAUGUAACUACAAGCUCAGAAGCAACUCGGCUGUAAAUAAUAGAUAUUUUAACUAAUAUUUUUUGCAAGUAAAGUGUGCUAAACAAUGUAGUAAUUUUAAAAAUGUAUUUCAAGUGUAUAUUAUUUCAUUCUACAUAGACAUUUGCAUAGAAAUAUAUUGUACAUUUUCAUUAUGGUAUUCAAUAAUUUUUUGCAAAGUAUGAAAAUUAUUAGUUAAAACCAAAUUUAUGAAACUAUUUUCAUAAUUCAUAUUUGGCAUUUUUUUGUAGAUAUAUUUAAUAUAAAAUACAUCGAAUUUUGUAUUAUUAGGUGUUAAAACACAAAUGUAUGGAAUCCAUACUAUGUAUUAAUAUUUUAAGCUCGAUAUUAAGUAUUAUAAGUACUUAAAUUUGUUAAAACUAAACGGUAGUACAUUUUUGUAAGCUAUGGAUACAUUGUAGGUAAUAUUAUUUUAUGCAUACUUUGACAAUAAUGUUUAUUUUACCCAAUUUGAAAAAUAUUUAUAAUAAAUUUUUGUUUAAGUAAUAUUUGUUCCUCUUACCCUGCAUAUAUGUAUAUA